AACGGCAGGCUGAUCACAGUUCUCACGGGGUGUUCCACUGAAGCACAACGAAUAGUUUCCUCGCGGAGCAAGAUGGUCCGACACGUGUUCAUGGUUUUCGCGCUCAGCACGCUGGCUUCGUGCUGCGUCUACGGACAGUCUCUUUGCGAGGGAAUUCGAUUCGCAACCUUCGCCGACCCCGGUGAUUGCCGACAGUAUGUGGUUUGCUCGCAAGGACAAGCGAGCGUUCAACGCUGUCCGACGAGAUUCGUCUUCCAUCCGACCGUUCUGUUCUGCGUGAAAGAAUCACAGUACGAUUGUGCUCACGUGACAACGCCUACCCCGGAACCGGGAUCGACUGACUCCACUGAGCCCGUGACGAUCGAGGGCACGACGGAGGAGGUGUCUGGUUGUCAGCAAACGCGACCCAACUGGGAGUCAUUCUUCUGUGUGGAUGCUUGGCGCACCUUUGUCGCCAAUCCGACGAACUGCACCCAGUACAUCGAUUGUGCUUCCAACCCUCCGACCAGCAACCAUUGUCCGGAAGGAACGAUCUUCAACGAUAUUUACCAAGACUGCCAUCCGGAGGAUGAGGAUCGUGAGUGUGAAUUGGCCACCGUAAACCCACAGUACUGCGCCGAUCGUGCCGAUGGCAGCUAUCCACACCCGUUCCAGUGCAAUCGUUUCAUCACGUGCGUCCGGCGUGUGGUCCGAAUCGAAACCUGUCCGCCAUUCUUCGUGUUUGAUGCAACCGCAAACCGCUGCGUCACGGGCAAUCCAGUUAACUGUUCCAGUCUGUUUCCGUGAUGUUGCUGGCCGCUGACCGGUGCCUGAAGAAAGCCAAUAAAUGUCACUUGGGCACGGUUUAUGGCUCAGAGAGCAACAACAA
Messenger RNA from Anopheles aquasalis, 868 nucleotides. Its product is annotated as peritrophin-44. Gene Ontology annotation, molecular function: chitin binding. Lineage: Eukaryota; Metazoa; Arthropoda; Insecta; Diptera; Culicidae. Gene Ontology annotation, cellular component: extracellular region. The record is from RefSeq and is a predicted model, not a curated record.